Molecule: messenger RNA, 3688 nt
Organism: Pseudo-nitzschia multistriata
Lineage: Eukaryota; Bacillariophyta; Bacillariophyceae; Bacillariales; Bacillariaceae
Source: the annotation of a GenBank genome assembly
CAGUACUCGCACUGGAAUUCGAAAAUAAUUACCCAAAAGAAAACGGUGAAAACCAUUUUCGAUGGAUUCUGUAUUUUGGGACGACGACGCGUUGCAGAUUUCAUUCUGAAGACUAUCAACGAUAAUAUUGAAACGAGAACAUUUCUGUGCUUAUUUGCUUUCCAUAUUUUUAUCUGACCUACCUAUCACAAGCUCCACCGGAUACAACAAGGAUAGGCAGUGCUGGAAUUUUCCUCCUUGUUGCCAGGGCCGUGAAUUAAGGGUUUGGAGGGCAUUCGUGAAACGAAGAAAUAGGACCAAUCACAGCUACACAAUCUGCAACUCCAAAGCAUAGUCCUGCGGGAGCGUGAGAAAGCAAGGUUGCGUACAACACGAUGGAAUUGCCAUUUGCUGUUGAGUCUCCAGAUGUUGGAACAGAAGACAAUGGUGCAAGGAAUAAUUCGCUCCAGCAAUCGGAAUCAGACUCCCUAGUCACGGCAAGCUCUCAAGGGAGUUUCAUCCACUCGACCGAGAACAAUCUCCACAUCAUUCCUGAUCAUUGCGGUCCGCUAAUUCCCAACACACCCCAAGAAAUUCUACUGCCUUCUCAUCACCAUGCGCAAUCGCAACAACACCAGCAACAGCACCAGCACCAGCAAGGACAACUGGUGGUGAUACCUGGUGCUUCUGAAGAACAUACCGGUGGCAUGGCAGAUGGCGGGUAUGGAGAUCCCGAAUACGAUUUCACUUAUGUCAAUGUAACUGAAAUAGAAGCUGGGGAGGACGGCGUGUUGCUGGAAGGAGAAGACUUUGGCAUACCACAAGACCAGGUGAGAGGAGAUGUUCUGGCGGUCCUGAUUGGAGGAAUGCAGGAAAACGAUGGUUGUUCGAUAUUGGUAAGUAUGGAACAAUAUCGAAAUCUCGAAAGGGAGGAUGAGAAACAGGAAAUAGAACGUAUUUUUGACGCUAAAUAUGGAUACUCACCGGACUGCUUGAUUUGAAUUUUUGCUUCUCAAGAACAAAACAGAAUCAGCAAACGAGAUGGCAUUAAAGGCCUCAGAGGCAAAGAAAAAUGGGUAAGUAGAGUUUGAUCCGACUUCGAAAAAAUGUCAAGACCCAGGAUCAAAACUAAUUAUUCUUUUCUCCAGUGAUUUGCUUUCGGCGCUCGAGUAUCACACAAAGGCAGCAACAUUGUACAAGGAUAUUGCAAAGGUCAUUCGAGACAGAAAUCGUGAGUAAUUAUGUACACAACGCGAACGUUUCAUCUUGGAUUUGGAAAGAACCAAAGGAAGCUCACAUUUGGUUGACGUGGAUUAUGUUCUUCUAAAAUCUCUAUUAUUAUUGAAUGACAGCUCCUCUGGCAAGCUCGCUUUUACUUCUCAGCCAGACUCAAGCAAAGUCUGCGAUUGCGUUGAAGGGUAUAGUUAAAUUGAAUCCAGCCGAACUUCGACAAAUACUUUCUCCUUCUUCCAGAGACUCGGGAGAUAACCCUGUACCUGCUGCCGCAUCGCACAAAGAGCGUCUGAGAGCAGCUGUCCGAGGUGCUCUCUCUAGCCAUCCUCAUGAAGCAGAUCUGUCCGACUCUCAAUUCUUGGGAAGCGCAGAAAACGAAACGACAGGAAAACUCGCAACAACAAAAAAUAGACUAACAUCCGUACUGAACGACAGCAAAGGUGCACGGAAGAAGAAAAACGAUGAUAUAAGAAAUGAUCAUGAAGGGACUCUACUUGUCGCUGAAGAACAGAACAUAAGCAAUCCAAUUGAUGUGAUGAUGGAGCUAGAACGAGAACUCAGAGAUAUUGAUAUGGCACCAGAGCUCGGAAAUUCAAUUUCGUCACUAGAUACCAGGAUGCAAAAUAGAAUGAAGGGUUCAAUGAUGGGUGAUGGUAGCUUCAUGGUCGUACCGCCAGGAUCAAGCUCUUAUAUGGCUUCCUCGAUGUGGGGCACUCCUAACAAUCCCAGACAAAUUGCCAACAACCAACAAGGCACUGCGGGAGUCCGAGCACGAGCCAAUCGAGUACAAGCUCCCGCUAGCCGACCGGUCCACCACCCAUCCCAAAUCGGAGCUGCACCAGUACCGAGCAACAAAUAUGCACAGGGAUUGGAAUCCAGCUGGUGGGGAAAUACCAACACUGCAUCGCAAAUUUUGACCUCGUCGGUGAUGUCACUCGGAGUCCGAGGGAUUGAAGGCGGACCAAUCAACGAAAUCUCGAGUGGUCAGUCAACACAAAAUACAAAGCAAAUUAUGCGCCUGAUGGACUCUUUGAAAACCUUGGGAGACGAGAACGCUGCUCUUUUGAGAGAAGUAGAGGAACUCCAAGCUGCACGGGCAGAAGCAAAAGCUGCGAGAGAAACCAUGAAGCGAUUUAAAUCAGAAUACGGCCAACGCUUCAAUUCGCUCAAAAAAGCUCUGGAAAAGUUCCGGCAGGAAAACCCCACCGGAAAGGGCAAUGGGAGCGGUCCUGUUAAUACGAGUGAAUUUAUGAAGAAUGCUUCUGUUUCUGACCAGCUACAACGGAAAGACCAACUCAUUGAAAAAUUGACCAGAGAUUUGAAGAAAGAGAAAGAAGAGAGCAAGAAAAAGGAUUCCGUAUUAAGGAAGUACGAGAGCUUCUAUAGAGAUAUCAAAGCUCGUAGUGCGCAAAAGGCAGCUCAGCGCCAGACACAGCAACAGCGCCAGAAUUCAAAACAAACUCGAACGGCCACGUCUCGAGUCCAGCGUUAGAUAGAUAUUUGCAUUUCGACUAAAUUGGAAUCACAUCGAAUAAUCAGUGGAAUGAUUUGAAUUAGAAGAACGGUGAUUAACUUCAUCAGGUUUUCAGGACAAUCAUUAAAUUUGCAAUUUAGAUCAUUAGUAUUUUGAUUUGCGUCAGACACACGACGCAUCAAAGUGCAAGGAACUAAAGAAGUCGACCAUAUUACAGAAUAGACCGCCUACAGAUUUUUCAGAUUUUCGAAUCUUGCUGCCAAGUCAUUGUACGAAGCUGUGUCUUUCCCACUCGAUGGUUGCGACUGAGAUCCAGACGAGUCGCCAUUGUUUUGGUUGUCAUCCUCGUCGUCGUCAUCCUUAUUGGUUGCAUCACUUGUAUUUGUCAUAGCGGGCGCUUGCGGUAGAUCUAAAGAAGGAGCAUUGGAUGUGCCCGGUGCGGAUGGAAUGUGAAAUUCUGAUUGAUUGGAUUUCACUUUUGCAUUGUUAUUACCAGCACCAGGUGCUCUCGGAGGUGGCAAAGAUUGUCCUCCAUCGUAAGUUGUGUCGUCGUCUCCGGUCACCGUCAUUCCAGUAUGCGCGGCAUGCCCGAGACCCGUCCCCUGUCCUAUUGGUACAGAAAACCCAGAUGGAGGUGCCAUUGGUUCUCCCAUCUGCUCUGCUGAUAGACGAUAAUUGGGUGACCAGUCUACUUCAAACUUUUCACAAAUUUGUUCCAAAUAUGUCUGUACAAGAUAUGCAGCUGGAGGCUGGACAGAAAGCUUAGCUACAACGCGUUCGUUCAGGAUGCCCCCUGUAUUUGCCAUUGCAUCUUCGUCGAACUUCUUCCCAUAUUUUGCUAUAAAUUGCUUCCGAAUUUCUAUCAGCUCAGGAAUAUCAACCCGUGGCGCAGCGUACAUCAAUGUCGAGAUACAUGAAAUAAGAUCUGGCGGGCAUUCCUUGCUAAAUUGAAUCAGUUUGAUCCUCUCGCUCAGGAGCUCACAAUUAAGACUAAGAAUAUCG